GUGUAUGUAUAUAUAUAUAUAUAUAUUAGAGCUGAAAUGAAUACUCGAGCAACUCGAGUAACUCGAGUUUAAAAACUGAUCCGAGUAAAUUUAUUCACCCCGAGUAAUCGUUUAUUUUGACAGCUCUAAGCAUCACGUUUUGCUUGGACUACUUUUAAUGCGGGACAACGCGCUAAUGUCACGUGCGCAAAGGAAGAAGCAAAAAAACAAAACUUAUUGCAGCCGACAGCCGCUACAAACGACGCCGACGUUGCUAAAUACUAGCCCGCACAAUGCUACGUUGGUAGCAGGUAGAGUCUGAUGGGUCUCAUAGAGAUCACAUGUAUGUUGAACUAGACGCGAAAUGACAGACUCGGCCGCAUCUGGGCAGCGUCAGUAAACAGCCGCCAUCUUAAAUCAGUAGAGUGCUAAUAAAGAGCGCUAAGCGCUAAUAAAUAAGAUUAACAUUACUGUCACUAGCUCACUUAACGUUAGCCCUGCGGAGGGCUAGGUUUCUAUUAAUUAUGACCACUGUCGAUGCGUGGCUAACGUGUCUUACAUACAUGCUUUAACAUAACAUAGCGUUGUGGAGUGAUGAGGGUUUAAAAUAAAAACUUAAUAAUGCUAACUGUCAAUUUUAGCUCAGUAGUCAUUGCUGGAUAAAACACCAAGUAGCACUGGUCCCUAAUGUGCUCCAAUACAGCCUGUAUCAUACAUUUAUUUUGAACACUGCAAAAAUUCAAAAUCCUAUAGACCCUACUCACGUGACGUCACAACCAUGCCUCCGCGCCAUAUUGUCCGUCUACUCGUCGUGUUGACGCAUUACCGCUACGUAAAUUCCUCCUAUUAUGGUGUGUUUUUCUGCUCGUUAACAUUAAUAAUCAAAAUGGUGAAGGCGUGUGUGGCGGUUGGUUGCAAUAACAGAGAAGAUAGACGGAGAGACUUGAAGUUCUACCGUAUUCCGAGAGACCCGGAGAGGAGAGCGAGAUGGUCUGGGCUCCAAACGAUUACCACAGAUUAUGUAGUAGUCAUUUUAUAUCUGGUAAGAUGCAUUUAAUAUAUUUUUAGAGGGUUUUGGGCUGACAACCACAAUUAAGAUCAUUGCGAGGCUAAUCGCCGACAACGUACAGUUUCAAAUUCAAGAUGCUUAUUUCUUCCACCAUUAUUACAUUUUGAAUAAUAUUUUGCUGGUACCAAGUGAAAGAAGCUGGCCUCGUCUAUGGAUCAUCAGUUAAACAGGUGUGUCCAAACCUUUUGCAAAGGGGGCCAGAUUUGGUGUGGUAAAAAUGCGGGGGGCUACCUUGGCUGAUUUACAUAGAACAAUAUAUUUAAACAAAUUUUAGCAAGCCCUUCUGUGUGUCACAUUUGCUUUAUUUUUUUUUUUAUUCAUAAUUUCAACAGUCUCGUCUUUGUGGUGUUCUCUUUCGACACUCGGGCUCUUGCGAAAUACUGCUGCUGUGAAAUUAAACUAGCUUCAAGUUGCUAUAAUUUCAAGCUGCGUAGCUUCCCUGUAAUGUUGUCGUACAUGUCAGCGUGUCUUGUUUGGUAAUAUCAUUAUCGCGUCACAUCGAACUCUUUGAAAACGGCGAUUGUCUCUUUGCAAAUGAGGCAGACACAGUUGUUGCGUGUUUUAUUGAAGAAAUAGUCCAAUAUCCACCUAUCCUUGAAGCGUCGGCCAUCGCAGUCAACUUUUUUUUUUUUAUUGAUUGUCGCCAUUUUAGAAAAUUGGAAGUAAAGGGUCACACGGGGUAAUGUUGCUUAGAGUGCUGCUCUUAAAGUUUUUCAAACUUUUGUGAGAAUAGGCUGAUUUUGUGUGGACAAGAUAGUUGUAGAUAUCAGGGUAGCAGAUGCCAGGCAGAGAGGGCGAAGACAGCGGGUCGAAAAAUAUCGAUUUAGGCAUCAAAUAUGGAUCUGGCAAAUGGAUAGACUGAAGCUUUUCCACAUAAUGCCUUUUAUGCAACGCAUCCAAUGAGUUUACAGCGUCUGAAAGCACCGGGGCUUCCAUGAAUUGCACUAUAAAUUGCACGACAAAUUGAAACCAUUGAGAAUACGGAUAAACAAAGACGGACAAUAUGGUGGUCGGAUACAGCAACACGUCAUUCUGUGACGUUGGGUGUGGACGCUUUAACACCACAGCAUGUAUGCAACCACACUUUUGCUUCUGCUUGGACUGUGCGCCAUCAGAGGACAUGGCGAAGAGAAACAAGUUCGCGGUCACGUUUCUGUGGUAGUAGUUGGAGGCACGGGAGACUUGGCAAAGAAGUAUCUCUGGCAAGGCUUCUUCCAGCUGUACCUCCAGCAGGUCAGCAGUGGUAACACUUUCUCCUUCUAUGCCGCUGGACAGUCACCUGCAGAGAAGGCCACGCCUAUAUAUUUCGGUAUCCUGAAGGCUGUAUCAUGCCCGAAAGACGUCUCUGAAGAACGUUGCGCUGUGGUCAAGGAGCAGUUCUUGCGGUUAUCGCAGUAUUGGCAACUCAAAAGCCUCGAAGACUACCAGGAUUUGACCCAGCACAUCGAGCGGCAGGUUGAGGAGGAAGGUCUUACCGAGGCUGGGCGACUAUUCUACCUCUCUGUGCCAGCGUUUGCUUACGCGGAUAUCGCAGAUAAAAUCGGAACCAGUUGCAGACCUACAAGCAGCACGGUGUGGCUCCGAGUGGUUCUAGAGAAACCUUUCGGCCACGACCUGAGGAGCGCUCAGGUUCUUGCAGCUCAGCUCGCAAAUGCCUUGCGAGAUGAAGAAAUGUACAGAAUUGACCACUACUUGGGGAAGCAGGUGGUCUCAAAAAUCCUUCCAUUCAGGGUAGAGAACAAGAAGUUCCUGGAUCCCAUCUGGAACAAGCAUCAUAUAGAGAGAAUAGAGAUAGUACUGAAAGAGACACUGGAUGUACAAGGUCGUAUUCCCUUCUAUAACGAGUAUGGCGUAAUCCGAGAUGUAAUCCAGAACCACUUGACGGAAGUUAUGGCUCUCCUGACCAUGCGGCUUCCUGCUAAUCUCAGUGACAGCGAGGAGGUUCUCCAAAACAAACUGCGGCUCUUCAGUUCUUUCCUGCCUUUGGGUAAAAAUCAGGCUGUGGUCGGCCAGUACCAAAUGUACCAGGCCGAGGUUCAGCAGGAGCUCAACAAGACCAAAGACCACGUCACCAUCACGCCGACUUUUGCAGCUGUCUUGGCACACAUGGACGCAGCCCAGUACGAGGGCGUGCCCAUCCUUCUGAUCUCAGGGAAGAUGUUGGAUGAACGAGUGGGAUAUGCACGGAUUCUUUUUAAGAAUGACCUGUUCUGUCUUCAGGCCAAUUUUCACUGCAAGCCCAAGCAGAUCGUCUUCUACUUUGGCCACGGUAGCCUUAAAUACCCAGCAAUUCUCGUGUCAAAGAAUCUUUUUAAGCCUUCUGUCACAGAGGGCGAGUGGAAGGAAGUGACUGAUCACGCAAAUGUCAAAGUACUGGGGUCGGCUCUGUCAGACUACUAUGUCCAAACUCCAAAAGUGCAGCGGGAAGCUUACGACGAACUCAUUUCUCAUAUUUUCGCUGGGCACAAAAAUAGUUUUAUCAGUACAGAGACUCUCCUCGCAUCGUGGGACCUGUGGACACCGCUGCUUGAGAGUUUAGCCGGCACAUUUCCCCGUGUCUACCCAGGAGGAGCGGACAAUGCUGACCUGCUGGACCUCCAUUUGAAAGGGAAGGAGAUAAGAUUCAACACUGAUGUGGUACUCAUCAACCAGGACCAAGCUGGAGGCGCAUCGGCGAGGAAUUUCUUAGUGAAGCAAGGAAAAUAUCGCGGCACAAACAUGGUGUCUGCCUGGGCCGAGGAGCUGGUGGAGCGUCUCGCUGCUGACAUCCAGGAGGCGGCGGAGGCAGCCGUGCUUCAGUGUGGCGUUUUUCACUUGGCUCUCUCUGGCGGGUCGACGCCGAUCGCGCUCUUCCACAGGCUGGCCCUGCACCACUUCUCCUUUCCAUGGCGCAACACCCACAUCUGGAUGGUGGACGAGCGCUGUGUGCCACUCACCGACCCAGAGUCCAACUUUCACAACAUCCACCAGCACGUUUUGCAGUACGUGCGCAUCCCCUAUUACAACAUCCACCCCAUGCCGGUGCAGAUCAAGCAGCGUCUCUGCGUGGAGGAGGAUGGCGCGACGCAGCUAUAUCAGGAAGACAUCGGGAGAUUAGUCAACGGCUCCAGGUUCCACUUUAUACUCCUAGGAGUUGGACAUGACAAACACACGGCCUCUCUCUUCCCUGGCACUAAACCGGCCGAAAGCACAGACCAGCUGGUGGUCCUCACAGAGAGCCCCGUCAAGCCGCACCGGCGCAUGAGUCUCACGCUUGGAGCCAUCAACCGAGCCCACCAGGUGUCACUGCUGGUGAUGGGCAAGAGCAAACACGAGCUUAUUACCCAGCUGAGCCGUGUCAAGGAUGAUGCAAAUAAAUGGCCCGUCACAGGGGUGAAACCCACCAAUCGCACGCUUACCUGGUACAUUGACUAUGACGCACUUUUGGGUUAGGGAUCACACCAAACCCAACACAUCAAUACCAAGUCUUAACUCUACAAUUCAACCACUUUGACCUUCAUACGCUUUCUAACUGAAUUUACGCUACAUUGCUGGUACUAGUAUCCAAUUCCAAUUGAAUGCCUAUAACCCCCUUCUUGACAUCUUAUUUACAUGUCAAAUAACCACAUGGAACGGUCCACUUCACUGAUGUCCAAAUAAGUACAUCCACAACCACUAACACUUGGAAGUGCAACAUUAAAGUAAAAAAUAAUACAUAGAUAAUCGGCUACAUACAAGGAGGCCUGCAUCCGAUUCCGUGCAUUAUUUUAUCUUUCUGUUGUCAUGCCUGAUAUUGCACUUGUUAGACUUAAGAACAUUAUUGUCAUGUGAGCCACACAGAUGAAAUCCAGAUUUAUUAGAUUCUCUUCCCCUCGGCCGAAAAUGGAGAUGCAAAUAUUCGUCUUUGCGUUACUGUUCUGGAGCAAGUGUUGUGAAAUGACAAUCCUGCACUUUUCUGGAGUCAAUCAAACUAUGCAAUUUUAAAAUCUGGUGCUUUUAUUUAAUGUUUUUUUCCAUCCACCAAUAAUAUCAGAUCUCAGGUACAUGUCUAGUUUUUCAAAGAGAGUAACAAUUCCAAGUAAAGUGAUAAUGUUUCUUAACACGUGGGUAAAAAAAGAUAUAUUUUUUUAACUUUAUGUGCUUUUUUGUGUUGAUGUGAACUUUAUGUUGAGGUUCAUUUCUGCAGUAAGUCAAAAGAAUGUGUUACUGAGCCUUCCGGUGAAUCAUUUGCUGGUAUACUGUGUUUCCACACUGAAAUUUCAAACCUUCAAUUAUCAAUUCCUAUCAUAUUUGAGAGGUACAUCUCUGCUUCAUGGUGAUAUUUUUUUGUAACAGAAGCUGGUCUACAGUAUGUCACCUGUAAUUAUAUUUGGAUCAAAUGUUACAUUUUUUACGCUUUCCUCCCACCAGCUACAAUUGGGAAACGGACGUCAAGGAAACACCUGCUUUGUAUGAUGUGACGCAUUAAAACGUGAGCUGGAUUAACUCA
Messenger RNA from Corythoichthys intestinalis (scribbled pipefish), 5516 nucleotides. It is a transcript of the gene h6pd, whose product is annotated as hexose-6-phosphate dehydrogenase (glucose 1-dehydrogenase). The record is from RefSeq and is a predicted model, not a curated record. Gene Ontology annotation, molecular function: glucose-6-phosphate dehydrogenase activity; 6-phosphogluconolactonase activity; NADP binding. Gene Ontology annotation, cellular component: endoplasmic reticulum. NCBI's taxonomy places the organism in Eukaryota, Metazoa, Chordata, Actinopteri, Syngnathiformes, Syngnathidae. Gene Ontology annotation, biological process: glucose metabolic process; pentose-phosphate shunt, oxidative branch; pentose-phosphate shunt. The transcript is spliced from 5 exons. Bases 2117 to 4480 code for a protein of 787 amino acids.